This is a messenger RNA of Sciurus carolinensis (gray squirrel), 1401 nucleotides long. Its product is annotated as RNA-binding motif protein, X chromosome-like. The record is from RefSeq and is a predicted model, not a curated record. The transcript has a single exon. Gene Ontology annotation, cellular component: spliceosomal complex. Bases 44 to 1219 code for a protein of 391 amino acids. Gene Ontology annotation, molecular function: RNA binding. Gene Ontology annotation, biological process: positive regulation of mRNA splicing, via spliceosome. NCBI's taxonomy places the organism in Eukaryota, Metazoa, Chordata, Mammalia, Rodentia, Sciuridae.
UGAGACAGUCACCACCCCUCCGCAGACUCAUCAGGGGGGAAAGAUGGUUGAAGCAGAUCGCCCAGGAAAGCUUUUCAUUGGUGGGCUUAACACGGAAACGAAUGAGAAAGCCCUUGAAGCAGUAUUUGGCAAAUAUGGACGAAUAAUGGAAGUGCUCUUGAUGAAAGAUCGUGAAACCAACAAAUCAAGAGGAUUUGCUUUUGUCACCUUUGAAAGUCCAGCAGAUGCUAAGGAUGCAGCCAGAGACAUGAAUGGAAAGUCCUUAGAUGGAAAAGCCAUCAAGGUGGAACAAGCCACCAAACCAUCAUUUGAAAGUGGUAGACGUGGCCCACCUCCACCUCCAAGAAGCAGAGGCCCUCCCAGAGGUCUUAGAGAAGGAAGAGGAGGAAGCGGAGGAACUAGGGGACCUCCCUCAUGUGGAGGGCAUAUGGAUGAUGGUGGCUAUUCCAUGCAUUUUAACAUGAGUUCUUCCAGGAGACCUCUUCCAGUAAAAAGAGGACCACCACCAAGAAGUGAGGGUCCUCCUCCUAAAAGGUCAGCCCCUUCAGGACCAGUUCGCAGCAGCAGCGGAAUGGGAGGAAGAGCUCCUGUAUCACGUGGAAGAGAUAGUUAUAGAGGCCCACCUCGAAGGGAACCCCUGCCCUCUCGUAGAGAUGUUUAUUUAUCCCCAAGAGAUGAUGGAUAUUCUACUAAAGACAGCUAUUCAAGCAGAGAUUACCCAAGUUCUCGUGACACAAGAGAUUAUGCACCACCUCUGAGAGAUUAUACUUACUGUGAUUAUGGUCAUUCCAGUUCACGUGAUGACUAUCCAUCAAGAGGCUAUAGUGAUAGAGAUGGAUAUGGUCGGGAUCGUGAUUAUUCAGAUCAUCCAAGUGGAGGUUCCUACAGAGAUUCAUAUGAGAGUUAUGGUAACUCACGUAGUGCUCCACCUACACGAGGGCCCCCGCCAUCUGAUGGUGGAAGCAGUCGCUAUGAUGAUUACAGCAGCUCACGUGACGGAUAUGGUGGAAGUCGAGACAGUUACUCAAGCAGCCGAAGUGAUCUCUACUCAAGUGGUCGUGAUCGGGUUGGCAGACAAGAACGAGGGCUUCCCCCUUCUAUGGAAAGGGGGUACCCUCCUCCACGUGAUUCCUACAGCAGUUCAAGCCGCGGAGCACCAAGAGGUGGUGGCCGUGGAGGAAGCCGAUCUGAUAGAGGGGGAGGCAGAAGCAGAAUCUAGAAACAAACAAAACUUUGGACCAAAAUUCCCCGUUCAAAGAAACAAACAAAAAGUGGAAACCAUUCUGUCAUAACUACCCAAGGACUACUAAAAGGAAAAAUUGUGUUACCUUUUUAAAAUUUCCUGUUAAGUUCCCCUUCAUAAUUUUUUAUGUUCUUGUGAGAGAAAAAAAGUAAAACAUG